Penicillium coprophilum is the source of this 1173-nucleotide messenger RNA. RefSeq lists its product as uncharacterized. Bases 1 to 1173 code for a protein of 390 amino acids. Lineage: Eukaryota; Fungi; Ascomycota; Eurotiomycetes; Eurotiales; Aspergillaceae. The record is from RefSeq and is a predicted model, not a curated record. The transcript has a single exon.
AUGAUUUGGAGGACUGCACUGUUGCCUUUCCUCUUCAUAUGUACAACCUGCGCACUUGUACUACAAAGAGAGGUACCGGGAACAAACCCAACAGCAGUCAUUCAAGUCGAACGCGGCUACACCGCCAUCCCCCCAUCUUCCGAUAUCACAAUAUCUACAACAUCGACUGACAAGACAACUGCCUCAUCCAAUGCGACUCCUUCACCUACUAGAGAAUAUUAUGACAGCGGGCCUCCGAUCUAUCUACCCGUCACCUCCGAACCACCUGAUGUCUUGGGUAUCGGGAAUGUGAGCGGGUUUUACGGACCAGGCAGUUGGGCAGCAUGGUUCAUUUCAAUCGUGGCAUCGUGGUGGCGGCUCCUUCGAGUUUCAGAAGAGAGGUUUGAUCCAAAUACGUGGGUCUUCUUGCUCGGCACGAACUGGGCCGCGGUUGGUCUUUUUCGUGGAAUCCGCAUGGCUCAAAGCAUCCCGCUCGACUCCUUGACAUAUGAUGCAGAGUUGGGGAGCCUGAAAGGCUCCAUUGGGGCAGCAUUCAAUGUCACAUUCUGGGGAACCUUUCACUGCUUGAUGCAGUAUCUUCUUACGAUGAUAUUAUUCGACACCCCAAAGACCCAACGAUAUCGGCUGUGGACACUAUUGCUCGGGAUGAUCCUGCCCUCUCUCGCGCUCAUGCACUCUGCUCCUAUCAGAACAAUGGAAGUGCCUGCGCUGUAUUGGCAAGCGAUGCACAGCGGAGCUUAUGAAUUGAAUUUGGCUGUUGCUGCUGGCACUCCAUUUUAUAUCAUGCCAUUCUCUGUAUGGCUGCUCGGAUAUAUGGAUAUUUCAUUGAUACCAAACAUUUUCCCUGGACUCCUGGAACUGCCAAAAGAAAUUUUCAGGAUAGUGAUAGCAUCGAGAAUGGCGCACAAAGUGCUGAAUUAUUUCACCAUCGGGUCAUUCUUUGUGGUGCAAACCUCGGUCAUCAUGAUCAAUGUUACAGGAGAUUCAAGAUGGUUGAUUGGUCUAUUACCACUCGCCCCUCUUCUGCUCUGUUUUCUCUUGCUUUUAAGCCCGUAUUUUUGGAUUUGUUUGGUUGGAUAUGCAAGUGGGCGGUACGCAUUCAUGGGUUAUGUGAUCCGCAGUGCCAAAGCAUCACAAUCGUGUUUCUUCAUGCCAUGUGCCCCCAGUCAAUAA